Molecule: messenger RNA, 1196 nt
Organism: Suillus subaureus
Lineage: Eukaryota; Fungi; Basidiomycota; Agaricomycetes; Boletales; Suillaceae
Exons: 4
Coding region: 83-1006 (307 amino acids)
Source: RefSeq, a predicted model, not a curated record
UUGUUACAUUCGUUCUUCAAGAUCAAUGCAGGGAUGUGUUGGAGUAUAUCAUGGAGCCAGACCCUGAGGAGGAAUCUGUGGUAUGCUCGAAUUCAUAGGCGGGGUGUACUCAGCAGUAUCCCAAAUUAUGGAUUUGAAUUGGCAUACGUUACCAGCAAGACCAAGGUUGAGUUACUUCAAGGACGAUCACAUUCUCCUCAUCGAAACAUGCAGUGACAUACACGAAGCUCCAUUCGGUUACUUGGGUCAAGAACUCUUUGGUUUUUUGCUCGGCUUCACUCACAAUCAACGAGCUUUGUCUACCACGUUAUCCAUGAACUUUGAGCUGGGGUCUAUCAUUCCAGACAUGUCAAUUCGGACUGUCGCAGUGACUCGAGGUCAUUUGGGGCAUAGGAAGGUUCAUGUCAUCGGGGAGUGUGCAUUUGCGCAAGACACAGAUUCGGUUCUUUGCAAAAUCAAGGAAGAAAUUGCCGAGCGUCCAGAAAUCCUGAUGGCCAUAAUGGUUGUUAUUGACGAGCAUCAUCCAUAUCAUUCACCUGAACGUAUGUCAGAAGCAUGGCAGAUGCUACGCCAUGAGACAUCAGCUCGUUCGCCCUCUUCAUUUCAUUCGCUUCAAGGGGAUCCAGCACGAUCUCACGAUAAACACAUAGUGAUCGCAGGUCAUACAUGGUGUCACCUCGCCUCUGUUCAAUUCCACGUUUGGGUCCGGGGAGAUGAGCCGAUCAACGUCGACGAUACUAACAAUGAAUUGCUGGCACGUGGUACAUUGUUUCCAAAUCAAGAUAUGGAUGAGGUCGAAGCCAUGAUCAAGAAGGGCAUGGAGAUGACGCAGGACUGUCUUGCUAAUUUCUCCCAAAAGGUAGCUCCAGGCGGUGACAUUUCUGCCCUUCGAAAUUCCAAUGCUUCUUUGACAUUCUAUUGGCACCAUCUAUUGGCAUCACUUGCAGUGGCAGUUGAGGACACCGCCUAUGCCCGGUACUGCUCAUGGUACAAUUCGUACACCUGAGACACCUCCGCUCUCAACCACGUUUUGCAAGAUCACAAUGACGUUGCAGCUCGGGACCCCAUCAGAUAUUCGUCCAUAUCCCGUCGAUGUCUCCGUGAGCUUGUCAAACUCUGUAGAGGCAAUUGUCCUUCCCAACGUCAAUAUCACGCAGCUACUUAGGCAAAUGGUGAAACAGCUACCAGAGAUUGUG